AUGAUUAUGUCUCUGCUGCCACGUUCAAUUAUUCCUCUCUUUUUGGGUCUUUCACUUUUGGUGUCGCUGCCUUCUCCGGCGACUUCACUCACAUGCACUUCCCAGAAGUUCACCGAUAAUAAAGUUUAUUCCAAUUGCGCUGACCUUCCUGUGUUAAACUCCUUUCUCCAUUGGACCCAUGAUUCCUCCAACUUUUCUCUUUCCGUCGCCUUUGUCGCAGCUCCGGCGAAACCCGGUGGGUGGGUGUCCUGGGCGAUAAACCCGACGGGGACUGGCAUGGCCGGAGCGCAAGCUCUGGUGGCGUUUAAACACAAGGAGGGCGUAGUGACGGUGAAGACGUAUAACAUUAGCUCUUACAGUUCAGUGGUUCCUAGGAAGCUUUCAUUUGACGUGUGGGACUUGAAGGCGGAGGAGUCAUCCGGUGGCGCGGUGAGCAUUUUUGCCACGGUGAAGCUGCCGGAAAAUGCAGAAAAAGUGAACCAGGUGUGGCAAGUGGGACCUUCGGUCACUGACGGAGAACCGGACGCUCAUAACUUUGCUCCGGCGAAUUUGGAAUCCAAGGGCGUAUUGAACUUGAAGUCUGGGCAGGGUUUUAGCAGUGGUGGGGAUGAUUCAAGAACAAAGCAAAAGAAUAUUCAUGGAGUGCUGAAUGCAGUGAGCUGGGGGAUUCUGUUCCCAGUGGGGGUGAUAAUAGCGAGAUACAUAAGGGCAUUUUCGUCAUUAGACCCAGCAUGGUUCUACCUUCAUGUGUUUUGUCAAUUUUCAGGAUACGCCAUUGGAGUUUCAGGAUGGGCCAUUGGUCUUAAGCUUGGAAGUGAAUCUGAGGGCAUUCAGUAUUCUGGCCAUCGCAACAUUGGAAUUACCCUUUUCUGCCUCGCCACAUUACAGGUAUUUGCAUUGUUGUUGAGACCAAACAAGGAUCACAAGUACAGAUUUUGGUGGAAUAUGUAUCAUCACAGUGUUGGAUAUAUCACCAUCAUCCUUGGGAUCAUUAACAUAUUUGGAGGAUUCAACAUCUUGAGCCCUAACAAGAGAUGGAAGCUUGCUUAUGUGGCAGCCAUUACAGCUUUGGCUGUUAUUGCCUUGUUGCUGGAAGUCAUCACUUGGAUCCUGAUGCUGAGCAAAAGCAGCAAACCGAGCGAAGCAUUCAGCGCUGGAUAACCAAACUCAAACAAGUGCUUUACGAAGCAGAUGACUUGCUUGAUGAGAUCCACACUCAACAUUUGUUGCGCCAGAGG
Neltuma alba is the source of this 1238-nucleotide messenger RNA. RefSeq names its product cytochrome b561 and DOMON domain-containing protein At3g25290-like. The transcript is spliced from 4 exons. Lineage: Eukaryota; Viridiplantae; Streptophyta; Magnoliopsida; Fabales; Fabaceae. The record is from RefSeq and is a predicted model, not a curated record. Bases 1 to 1161 code for a protein of 386 amino acids.